AUGGCCACUGUAGAAACCCUGGGAAAGCUGUCUAAGGAUUCCGGAAAUGAGGGGAGAGGUGUGAAUAUAGAAAAGUGGAAGAGGAUUUCCUGGAAAAACAUAGAAAAGGGGAGUACUAUUAAAAAGAGAGGACCAGCCAUCCUCUCCAAUGACGAUGUCCUAGGCCGUUCUCCAUGGUCAUCACUUGUCACCACCAACGACUUCUGGGGCAAUCCGAUUCGUCUGGAGGGAUCCCAUAAAAGCUAUCGUCCAUUGAUCACCGCCUCGUUUCGGCUUCAAUUCGAAUGGCAUGGUUUGAAAAGUGAAUUAUUCCAUGGGGUCAACUUGAUAUGUCACAUCUUCAAUUCAAUGUUGGUGCUGAAAUUGGCAAGGCAGAUGAAGGUGAUUAGAGAGGAAUUCUCCCUCUUCUCAUCCCUUCUCUUCGCUUGCCAUCCAAUCACUUCUGAAGCCGUUUGUUCGAUUGUCGGUAGAGCAGACUUACUGACCACCACAUUUAUCCUCCUGGCUCUAACAUCCCAUAUCACACGCUCCAACACCAUUCGGACCAUAUUUCUGGCAGUUCUGGCAGUACUAUCCAAGGAAACUGGAAUCAUCCUGAUACCACUAGUGGUGACCUAUGAUGUCUUGUUUAAGAACCCGUCCACCAAACAAUUCCGGCAAGACAUCACCAACCAUUUCAUCGCUCUCUCGAUUAUCUGCUAUCUCCGCCUCUCAAUCAACAACAUCCAAUCUCCGAAAUUCUCCAAAAACGACAACCCGAUUGCUCACGACCCAAAUUUCUUCACCCGAGCCCUCACUUUUCUCUACCUCCCAAUUUUCCACCUAAAACUCAUUGUUUUCCCAAAAACGUUGAGUUUCGAUUGGUCGAUGGAUGCGAUACCGAAAGUUGAAUCGAUUUUGGAUUCGAGAUUUAUUUUGGCCGCCAUUUUCUACACGAUUGGAGCGAAGAUGAUUUGGGAACUCUUCUUCGAAAGACCACAAGACAGAAAUUCAGAAGAUUACAAGAAAAAUAAUUCUGUGUUAUUUCUUCUGGGCUUCCUGACCAUUCCGCACAUCCUAUCAUCCAAUUUAUUCACCUAUGUUGGCUUCGUGGCUGCUGAAAGGAUACUGUAUCUGAAUACAGUUGCAUACUGUAUUUUGGUUGGAUAUGGAGUUGAUGUCGUUUGCAGGAGAUUCCCCACCACCAACCCCCUUCCAUUGCUCACCCUACUUCUCUCCAUCUUCUCCUACCGUACCAUUCAACGUGUCGACGAUUGGAAAACCGAAGAAUCCCUAUUUUCGAGUGCUCUGGAAGUGAAUCCAACUAAAGCGCACAUGAAUUUAGGCUUCGUUUUUACCACUCAAAAAAAUUUCGACUUGGCGAAAUUCCACUAUCAACAGGCGCUCAGGAAAAGGGCGAAUCUAGCAGAUGCCUGGUAUAAUUUAGGCAUCUUGACAUCCAAGACGAAUUCCACGCAGGAAGCAAUCCAUUACUACCAGAAAGCCCUUCAAAGUAGAUCGAACUUCGCGGCCGCCCAUCUCAACGUGGCACUCCUUCUCCACGACACCAACCAACUCCAGAAGGCCUUCUUCCAUCUAGACUCCUGUAUUCAGAAUUCUGGAGACACUCUGAAGUCCUACCGUAACCACCGAAAAACUCAAGCAACAUGUGCCUAUAACAAAGGACGGUUCCUUCAAAAAUCUGGACACUUCCACGUGGCAAUUGAGAAUUUCAAAUUGGCGCUGGAGAUUAUCGAUGGAGCGCAUUUUGAGCACACCUCUAGUGUGCUCAGUUCGCUUGGUACUUGCUACAAUGAGCUUGGUGACGUGGCAUCUGCGGAGAGGUAUUUUCAGAUGGCGAUUUCCGAAAAUCAUGUGAACUCGUUUUUGACGAUGGCACAUUUGAAAAUUCGACAGAAUCAGAGUUACGAGGUGGAGCGGUUGCUUCAGAAGGCGAUGACGUUGGCGCCAGAAUCGGUGACUGUGCUUCAGAAUAUCGCGUUGGCAGAGUAUCAUAUGCACAACUACAAUCGCUCGUUGCUCUUCUAUCGGAAAGCUCUUUCGCUGAAUCCCAGCCACGUGGAAUCGCUUCAAGGCAUCGCGAAUCUUCUUCAAGAAUCCCAAAAUUACGCAGAAUCCGAACUUUUCUAUCGAAAAGUAAUGGAAAUUCUGCCCGAUUCCUACUCAUCUCACGCCAACUACGGAGCCAUUCUUCAUCUGAAUCAGAAGUACGAGCAGGCGUUGAAGGCUUACGACACCGCGCUGCUUCUGAAUCCAAAUGAUGACGUGGCACGAGAGAAUCGACAAAAGGUGAUGAGGAUUUUGCGGAGGAAGCGGAAUCUUUAA
This is a messenger RNA of Caenorhabditis briggsae, 2325 nucleotides long. Gene Ontology annotation, cellular component: endoplasmic reticulum membrane. Lineage: Eukaryota; Metazoa; Nematoda; Chromadorea; Rhabditida; Rhabditidae. Gene Ontology annotation, biological process: protein O-linked glycosylation via mannose. The record is from RefSeq and is a predicted model, not a curated record. Gene Ontology annotation, molecular function: protein binding; mannosyltransferase activity. Bases 1 to 2325 code for a protein of 774 amino acids. The transcript is spliced from 8 exons.